AUGGAUUCUCAACCAAUUAUUCGUGACCUUGUGUUAGCAAAGCUUAUAACACCAUCGACAAGUGAAACUUGUGUUCAAUUAGUCGAAAGUGAAAAACGCCCGUUUGGACAUACGAUUGUUAACACACGCAAUGAUUCGGUCUCCGAUCCACAAGAUCUCGUUAAUUUAGCUCGACAGAUUGAGACGUGUGAUGCAUUCGUACGUGCAAAUGUAUCAAAUCGCUUGCAAGUUAUUGUAAAUCAAGUCGAUUUUCUUCGUCGAGAAGCACAACGAGUGUUAGUGAAAGCAAAACGUGACGAUGAAUUAAAUCAUUCCGCUUGUAAUCUUGUACGUCGGCCAGGACAAACUUAUUAUUACUACGAACGACAGAGUGGACAAAAAUACCUUUCGAUUAUGCAUCCGCAAGAUUGGCUUCUCGGAACGAAAACAAAUGGAUGUCCGCACGAAUUUUUAGGUGCAUAUAAACUCGAAUAUGACAAUUCAUGGACACGUCAAGCGACGAACUUCGAUGAUGGAUUGGAUGAUCCGUUGGAUGAAUUGAAACAAAAAUCGAAUGAUGUGCAGCAAACGCGGAAAAUGUUAGAGUUCUUAGUUAAAGCAUGA
Messenger RNA from Adineta ricciae, 603 nucleotides. Lineage: Eukaryota; Metazoa; Rotifera; Eurotatoria; Adinetida; Adinetidae. The record is from the annotation of a GenBank genome assembly.